AUGUUUGACAUCGACACGGACUCGGACGACGACUUUGGCGGUGGUGGCGGUAGAUCCGGCCGAGGUGGUGGUAAGAAGCGACAUGCCGGUCAACCGCCUGUCACCGACCUCCACUCGCUCAACGAGGAGAUCCGCCACUUUAUGCGCGACUUGGGCAAGACCACCAUGAAAUUACCAGCGAUGGACAAGUUCAGCCGGAAACAGGUGCACGAGAUGGCCGAGUGCUACUCGUUGAAAUCACAGAGCAAGGGCAAAGGACGGGAUAGGUUCCCCAUCCUUAUCAAGACGUCCCGCUCAAGCCUCGAGAUGGUCACUGUCCGCUCGGAACGCAAGCUACAGGGUAUCCUCGGCGGGGCUCGGUCGAACGGCGACUUUUACAAGUCCAAGUACGGCAAGAAGGACAAAGCUGCUUUGCCAGGGUCAACGGCUAGGACUGGCGCCGGUACGCAACGCCACAAGGACGGUGAUGCUGUGGGAGGUGGCGCCUCGGCCAUCGGUUCCGAUAACAUCGGUCAUAGGCUGCUCAGUAUGAUGGGUUGGACCGAAGGUGACCGUAUCGGCAGAUCCGGCGGUCUGGACGUUCCAAUCGUGGCUAUUGUCAAGAACACAAAGUUGGGUCUCGGAGCAUAG
This is a messenger RNA of Filobasidium floriforme, 630 nucleotides long. RefSeq lists its product as uncharacterized. Lineage: Eukaryota; Fungi; Basidiomycota; Tremellomycetes; Filobasidiales; Filobasidiaceae. Bases 1 to 630 code for a protein of 209 amino acids. The transcript is spliced from 2 exons. Gene Ontology annotation, molecular function: nucleic acid binding. The record is from RefSeq and is a predicted model, not a curated record.